Molecule: messenger RNA, 1317 nt
Organism: Rosa rugosa (rugosa rose)
Lineage: Eukaryota; Viridiplantae; Streptophyta; Magnoliopsida; Rosales; Rosaceae
Exons: 4
Coding region: 1-1317 (438 amino acids)
Source: RefSeq, a predicted model, not a curated record
AUGGCGUUGGUGGUGGCGGUGGGGAUUGGGGCAUGGAUUAGGAGGAGGCAGUGGAGGAGGAUGAGUAGGGAGACGGUGAAGGGUGGGGUGGAGCUUUUGAGUAAGUUAAAUUUGUUUUCCCUUGUGGUGGGGAGGGGUGUGGUGGGGAGGGAUGUGGUGGGGAGGGAUGUGGUGGCCUGGUGGGAUCAACCUCAAAAUCCUAAGCCACGAAAAGUUCAGACGAAAGUAAAUUCAUAUUUUCUGAAAAAUGAUGUUGUUAUGGGUGAUAUUCCAAGUUCAGUUGUGGAAGAACCUUCUAGUUCUGUAAGAGUUGAGUCUCGUGAAAUUGAUGUUAAUCACAUUGAACGUGAUCCGGGAAAACGCCCUGCAAUCUCGUCAUAUCCUAUUAAUGAGCGUGAUGAAGUUCGAAUAAAAUAUAUACUUUAUGGUCCUUAUCAACCAAAAUUAGAAGAGUAUCCAACGCAUCUUUGUGGAGAUCAAGAUCGCAGAUUUAAUGGGAAGUGGUUUGAAAAAUAUCCUUGGCUUGAGUACUCUGAUGAGAAUGAUAAGGCUACUAUAGAGGCUGUAAGAUUGUUAGCAAAGCAAGCACUUGCAUUUAGAGGUGAUGAUGAAUCUGCUGAGUCAUCUAAUCGUGGAAAUGUUGUUGAGAUGGUGGAUUCCUAUGGCAGAAUGAAUGAGGAAGUUGCAAAAGUCACCUUAGAAAAUGCCCCUCGAAAUGCUACUUAUACUUCACCAAGGAUUCAAAAAGAAAUUCUGAGUAUUCUUGCCAAUAGAGUUAGAAGAAAAAUUUGUGAAGAGGUUGGGGAGGCUAAGUUUUGUCUGCUUAUUGAUGAAGCACUUGAUGAAUCAAAGAAGGAACAAAUGGCAAUUAUCUUGAGAUUUGUUGAUUCUCAUGGGUUUGUUCGUGAACGAUUCUUCCAUGUUGUAAGUGUUAGCGAUACUUGUGCUGCAACUCUUAAGAGUAACAUAGACAAUGUUCUUACUGAAUACAAUCUUCAAGUUGAAAAUUUGCAUGGUCAAGGAUAUGAUGGUGCUAGCAACAUGCGUGGUGAGUGGAAUGGGUUGCAAGCACUAUUUUUGCAAAAGUGUCCAUAUGCAUACUAUGUACAUUGUUUUGCUCAUCGCCUACAACUAGCUUUAAAUGCUGCAGCUAAAGAUGUGGGUGUUGUCUAUUUAUUCUUUCAAAUGAUGACUAAUAUCAUUAAUGUUGUUGACUCAUCUACUAAGCGUGUUUCUGAGUUAAAAUCUAUUCAAGAAGUUGAAGUUGUGGAACAAAUUGCUGCUGGGGAACUUGAAACCGGAAAGGGAGCUAAUUAG